UCUCAAACACGUUAUACGCCAUCUUGAAAACACACCAGCAGUUUGUUAAGUCGCUCUCAAACAAAAAAAAGGACAAACCACAACAACUCUUUUUUUCGCAGCGUUAGUGUCCGUUAUGAAUGGUUCACGAAACAAACCGGCACCGACAGUCAGUAAGAGUCAGACGGAGACAGAACCCGGCUCGGAGGCGAGGGAGAGAAAGAGCGGUGGAGGAAUGCUGAAGAAGCUGAAGUCAAGGCGCAAUCAGCCGGACAAGUGGCCUGUGGUCACCGAGGAUGAACUGCGGGCUAUGGGGAAAGAUAUUACCCCAGACAAUGUCCUGGGUCUCCGGGCAGUCACGGAGGACUAUCUGUGCAAACCUGAAGACAAUGUCUACAGCAUUGACUUCACACGUUUCAAAAUCCGAGACCUGGAAACGGGAACGGUGCUGUUUGAGAUUGCCAAACCUCCUAACAGCGGUCCUCUGGACGGUGAAGAGGAGAGUGGGGAUGUAGACACCAGCGCGGGGCGUUUUGUGCGAUAUCAGUUUACACCGGCCUUCCUGAAACUGUGCACUGUUGGUGCAACUGUGGAGUUCACCGUGGGAGACCGGCCAAUUAACAGCUUCCGUAUGAUUGAGAGGCAUUACUUCCAGGGACGCCUCCUAAAGAACUUUGACUUUGACUUUGGCUUUUGCAUUCCCAACAGCCGCAACACAUGUGAACACAUUUAUGAGUUUCCACAGCUUCCAGAUGACCUCAUUCGCCUCAUGGUGGCGCACCCUUACGAGACCAGAUCGGACAGUUUCUACUUUGUGGACAACAAACUCAUCAUGCACAACAAGGCGGACUAUGCCUACAACGGCGGUCUGUAAUACCUGAAGGGGAGAAAUAUUUGCGAUAUUCAGAGGGGGAUUGCUUUCAUCGCAUUACAACCAUCCAAAAGCUUUCUUUGGGGGCGGGGGGGCAGAAGUCAUAUUCUCUUUGUGAACAUUCCCUCCAAACGUGACAACAUUCUUCACAAUGGACCACAUCUGCCUCCGUACAAAAUCAUGGAUCCAUUCAUCAGUACCUCAUUGACCUCAGCUUCUGGGACUCUGAGGAAUGUUCUGUCAAAUAUGUGUUUUGUGAAAUCUGACUCUUUGCUCUGUCUUUUUAUUUGUCAUUCAAAUAUCAUGUAACAUUUUUGCCUUAAGUUUCUUGCCGUCUCUGCUGGAAAGGGACACUUUGAAUCACAGACCUCUCAUGGAAAAGCCUAUGGGUUGUGUCAGUUAUAACUCCAUUUGCUUUAGUAUAUAGAUGUUAUCAGUUGAUGUUUAUUUGAACUACCUUUCGCUAGUGACAACAACUGUGUUUCCCAUAUGGAAGAACGAACAUUAACUAGACGUUUUACAGUAUUGUUAGUCAAGGAUGAUAAUGUAGCACUAGGUGACAUUGCUUGAGUUUCAUUCUUGCUUAAAUAUCUCCUAUCAGUUGUGAGCCAUCUGGACUGUUUAGGUCAGAUAUUUAAGAUUGGUGUUCAUUUUACGAGGUACAUUAGGUUGACCAAUCUAGUCUUAAGUAGAAGUUUAUUUUUGUUGAAGAUAAGCAUGAGCUCUUUUCAUAAUGUUAGGUGCAAUAUUUACCCUGCUAAAAUCUGUUCAACUUUUCGUGACAUAAUUCGCUGUCAAUUGGGAACAUUUGUUAUAUCAAACUCUGCACACUUGAAAACACAAAAAGGUCAAGAUAUCAGCCUAUUUGAGAGUUAUUAGACUUGCUUUACAUGCCAUCCAUUGCUAAAACAGCACUGAAAACAGUUUGAAACGGUAAAUUGUGAACAAAUUACACAUAAUUGUGUUUUAUAUAUAAUAUUAAGUUUAAUACUAAAUAAUAGCUUCAACUUAAUACUAUUGCUUUAAACUUACCUAAUACAAUUAUGUGGAACCUGUUGACAUAAUACAUUUAAUUAAAAUCCUUUUUUUUUUAUUUCUCUGUGUUAAGUCUUCCCACGUUAUUGUACUCCACAAAGCACACGUUUUUAAUAACUUGUCUUCCUGGUUUAUUUGGCACAAUAGUAUACUACAAAUCCAACUCUUUUUGAGCAGAAUUUGUCUAGCAGUGUGUUAUACCUUUUAAACGGGUCGCUGUGUGUAUCUUCUGCUGCUCUGAGCUCAGGUUCUCAAUCUACUAAUGAUAUACAAAGCAGGACAAUACAGAGUGAUGUUCUUUGGUAGUUGAUCUUUUUUUUAUUAAUAAGGCAGCAGGACAGACACAGAAGUUGACCUGUUUUAAGGACGAUACCGGUGGUUUUGCAUAUUGUUGGCCUACAAAUGUUGAAUGUCUAUUAGUUACAACAGUUUUAAUUUGCAAUUAGAUCUGUCAUUUACCAUUACUUGUUAAUUAUUUUCUAAAUGUAAGAAAAUAUUGCUUUGAUUAGCUGGUUCCAUUUUUUUCUUUUCUUUCGGUACAGACAGUCAGGUGUUUUAGUGGCUGUCUGAAAUGCAGAAAAUAACACCUUGCAAAUGGUCAGCAUUGCUUUAAUUCUAUUAUGCAAUGUAUUUAAAUCAUGCAAAACCACUGGAACAGUCUGGAAGUAAUUUCCAAAACUCAAAAGCUCCUCUCACUGUACUUUGUAACAUGACUCCAUGUGCCUUAUAUCCAGGUGUUCAUUGUUAAGUUGUUUAUUGUGUAAGGAAACGUUGUACAUCGUCCACCUGUAAGGCAAAAACGGCAUUAAGCUGAAGGAAAGAUAAUUCAUUUCCGACGUCUUGCAGUACUGCCUUUUGUGAAACAGGUGUCUUACAGCCUGCGUUGAGUCAUUUUGUACAUUCUUAUUUUAUCUUUGGGAUUUUAAUGUUUGAAGCAUCAGUGACAACUCAUGAUGUAGCCCAUUAAUAACUCAAACAAGUGUUGUAUCAGGCACACACUUUGAACAGCUGAAGCUUUUCAAUGACCCAAUACUACCACCUCAAUUUAUUUGACAAUUGGACUCAAUGGAUGUAUCUCAGUCUGCUGUUUUGGUUAGCAGCACUGGUGUUGCUAUGCCAAACAGUAUCGGUCAGCGGUAUUUUAUUGUAAAAAAUGAAAAUGCCUUGAGAA
This is a messenger RNA of Notothenia coriiceps (black rockcod), 3056 nucleotides long. RefSeq names its product unc-119 lipid binding chaperone B (gene unc119b). Bases 116 to 853 code for a protein of 245 amino acids. The record is from RefSeq and is a predicted model, not a curated record. Gene Ontology annotation, biological process: nervous system development; lipoprotein transport; cilium assembly. The transcript has 5 exons. Gene Ontology annotation, molecular function: lipid binding. Gene Ontology annotation, cellular component: cilium. Lineage: Eukaryota; Metazoa; Chordata; Actinopteri; Perciformes; Nototheniidae.